AUGGGGCGGCCGGCCGGCAGCCUGGCCCCGCUCCGGCUGCUGCUGCUGCUGGCGCUGGGGCACGCCUGGACCUACCGGGAGGAGCCACAGGACGGCGACAGGGAGGUUUGCUCCGAAAACAAAAUCGCCACCACCCGGUACCCCUGCCUGAAACCCACGGGCGAGCUUACCACCUGCUUCAGGAAAAAAUGCUGUAAGGGUUAUAAGUUUGUUCUUGGACAGUGCAUCCCUGAAGACUAUGAUGUCUGUGCCGAAGCUCCCUGCGAACAGCAGUGCACAGAUAACUUUGGGCGAGUCUUAUGCACUUGUUAUCCUGGGUACCGCUAUGAUCGGGAGAGGCACAGGAACAGAGAAAAGCCUUAUUGCCUGGAUAUAGAUGAAUGUGCCACAAGCAAUGGGACCCUGUGCUCUCAGAUCUGUGUCAACACCAUAGGCAGCUACAGGUGUGAGUGUCACGAAGGCUAUACGCGGGAGGAGGAUGGCAAGACAUGCACCAAAGGAGAUAGAGCUGCUGGGCUUACUGAGAAAUCUGAAAAUGUGGCAAAACCAGGGACAUGCUGUGCCUCCUGUAAGGAAUUUCAUCAAAUAAAGCAGAUGGUUUUACAACUGAAGCAAAAGGUUGCUUUUCUACCAAAUAAUGCUGCUGAUCUUAGCAAGCAAAUCACUGGUGAAAAAGUGCUUGCAUCUAAUGCAUAUAUCCCCGGCCCCCCAGGCCAGCCUGGCCAACCAGGCCCUCCAGGGGCUCCAGGACCAAAAGGAAGUCAAGGAGUUCCUGGGUCACCUGGACCUCCCGGACAGCCAGGACCCCGUGGAUCAAUGGGGCCUAUGGGCCCAUCUCCAGAUAUAUCACAUAUUAAGCAGGGCAGACGGGGCCCCGUGGGUCCACCAGGAGCCCCAGGGAGAGAUGGCAGCAAGGGGGAGCGAGGUGCACCAGGACCAAAAGGGAUACCUGGCCCACCAGGUUCAUUUGAUUUCCUAUUGCUGAUGAUGGCAGACAUCAGAAAUGACAUCGCUGAGCUGCAAGAGAGAGUAUUUGGACACAGGACUCAUUCAUCAACAGAAGAGUUUCCGUUACCUCAGGAAUUUACAAACUAUCAUGACACAGUAGAUUUUGGAUCUGGAGAAGACUACAAACCAAGGGCAGCACCCAGAGACUCCAGGAUACAGAAGGCAGCCCAUCCUUAG
Messenger RNA from Melopsittacus undulatus (budgerigar), 1185 nucleotides. It is a transcript of the gene CCBE1, whose product is annotated as collagen and calcium binding EGF domains 1. The record is from RefSeq and is a predicted model, not a curated record. Gene Ontology annotation, molecular function: calcium ion binding. Bases 1 to 1185 code for a protein of 394 amino acids. The transcript has 12 exons. Lineage: Eukaryota; Metazoa; Chordata; Aves; Psittaciformes; Psittaculidae.